This is a messenger RNA of Dioscorea cayenensis subsp. rotundata (Guinea yam), 887 nucleotides long. RefSeq names its product probable tyrosine-protein phosphatase DSP4. Gene Ontology annotation, biological process: protein dephosphorylation. NCBI's taxonomy places the organism in Eukaryota, Viridiplantae, Streptophyta, Magnoliopsida, Dioscoreales, Dioscoreaceae. Gene Ontology annotation, cellular component: cytoplasm. Gene Ontology annotation, molecular function: phosphatase activity. The transcript has 5 exons. The coding region runs from base 101 to 772 and encodes 223 amino acids. The record is from RefSeq and is a predicted model, not a curated record.
CGUAACACAGAAAGAGAGAAAGAGAGAGAGAGAGAGAGAGAGAGAAAAAAAGUAGAAAACAAGAACACGGUUGUAGAAGAUCUCUGAAUAUUCGACAGUCAUGAAAUUGGAAAAGAUUGGAAGAAGCGAAGAAGAAGAAGAAGAAGAAGAUAAGGAGACGAAGAAGGGAGAGGAGGAGGCUGAGGAAGACGAGGAGGAAGAGAGUGAGCAUCGUUAUGGUGCUGGUUUCUUAGAUUCGGUGGUGGAUGGGGAGGAAGAGCUAUUCGUUCCACCUCUGAACUUCUCGGUGGUCGAUCAUGGAGUCUUUCGCUCAGGAUUCCCGGACACUGCCAACUUCUCCUUCUUGGAAACCCUUAAACUUAGCUCUAUCAUAUGUCUUUGCCCGGAGUCGUAUCCGGAGGCGAACACGGAGUUUCUCCGGUCUCAUGGGAUCAAGCUCUUUCAGUUUGGAAUUGAAGGUGGCAAGCCGUUUUUUCUUCAGGAACCUUUUGUAAAUAUCCCGGAAGAUACAAUCCGUGAAGCUCUCAAAGUUGUUCUAGAUGUUAGAAAUCACCCACUGCUUAUUCACUGCAAACGAGGAAAGCAUCGAACUGGUUGUUUGGUAGGAUGUUUGAGAAAACUGCAGAAAUGGUGUUUGUCUUCGGUUUUUGAUGAGUAUCAGCGAUUUGCUGCAGCCAAAGCUAGGGUUUCUGAUCAGAGAUUUAUGGAACGAUUUGAUACGUCAAGCCUUAAACAUUUGCCUACUUCAUUUUCCUGUUCGAAGAAGUCAUGAUGUUAGUUACCAAAGAUAUGCAUAUAUAGAAAAAAGCUAGAUUCGAUCGUCGUCAUCUUCUUGAUUGGAGCUGUUUGGGAUUAGAGUUCAGCAGUAGUGCAAUUUGUUCUUUCAA